Messenger RNA from Entrophospora candida, 1863 nucleotides. NCBI's taxonomy places the organism in Eukaryota, Fungi, Glomeromycota, Glomeromycetes, Entrophosporales, Entrophosporaceae. The record is from the annotation of a GenBank genome assembly.
AUGCGAUUAAUUCCUGUGCCAGACCUUCCUCCAGUUUUUUCUAUUCGUGUUAAAUAUCCCCAGGGAUCUACAUACAAAGCACAUGUGACAUCGGACACUACUAUAGAGCUAUUGCUGAAGUCCGCUAAAGAAUAUCUUGGAGAAGAACAAAAAAAUUAUGACUAUAAGCUUGUAUAUAGUAAGCAGGCCAUGCAAUAUACUGGUACUCUUAAAAAGCUAGAAUUAAAAGAAGGGGAUUUAGUUGAAAUGAAAUUGAUUCCAUUUGAAAUUUAUGCAAAAAUGCAAACUGGUAAAAUUAUAAAACUUCAUGUGACUGCCAGAAACACUGUUUCUGAUAUUAAAAAAAUGAUUGAGGAUAGUGAAGGUAUUUCUCCUGGUCAACAAUGUCUUACUUUUUCUGGCAAGAAACUAAGAAAUGGGUGUACCUUGAGUGAUUGCAAUAUUCAAAAUGAGUCCAUAGUGAAUCUUGUGCCUAGAUCACAUAGAAGUGGGAGCAUGAAAAUUUUUGUGAAAACAUUUACUGGAGGAACUAUUACUCUGUAUGUAGAACCAAGUGACACCAUUGAUAGUGUAACAGAAAUGAUAGAAGAUAAACAAGGUAUUCCUUCUGAUCUACAACGGCUUAUUUUUGCUGGAAAGCAAAUGUUAAGUGGACGUACCUUGAGUGAUUACAAUGUUCAAAAGGAGUCCACAUUGCAUCUUAUAGUUAGAUUAUGUGGAGGAAUGUUUCAGGAAACCAGUGGACGCCUAGAAUUCAGUGUAUUACCGCCACUUACACAAUACCUGCAGCUGCAAGCUCCUGAAAUACAUAUGCAAGGUAGAUCUCAUGUUGGUAUUGUUUGUAAUUAUUGUGGUAAAAAAGAAUGGAAAGGUGCAAGGUUUAACUGCUCAACAUGCCUUGAUUAUGACUUGUGCUAUGAGUGUAUCAAAAUGGCCAACUUGCUUCAUGAUAAGCAACAUAAUUUUGUGGAAUACUUGUAUCCAGUAAAUGAAAAAGAUACUCCAAAAAAAGAUAUCACAACUAAUCCUAUUACUGUAUUACCAAUACUUCCAACAACAAAAGAAGAGAUGUUGAAAUUAUUACAUGAGGAGGAAAAGCGAAGACUGUCACCAGAAAUGCAACAACAAUAUUACAAAGUUGGAAGCGAUCCCACAUCUGGCAAGGACUGGAUGGAUGUCACUGAUCAAAUGCAACAUGAGUUAGUUCGAGAGUUUGGUUACUCGGAUGAGGCUGUACAAUUAUUAAGACGUGCUCCACAACUUUAUCAAGAUGAUCCUGAAUUUUAUAAUACUCAAUUAUAUGUUCGCAACAACAUUGCUUCUGUUGGAGACCUCAAAGAAGGAAUGCCAGCACCUGAUUGUCCACUGGUUUCCUUAAACACUACAACAAUGAAUGUUGAAACUAUCAGUUCACCACCAAAAAUAACUCAAUUGCACUCUCUUUAUAAGCAAGGACGACCUUUUGUUCUUCUUGGUGGAUCACAUACUUGUCCUUUGUAUCGUUACAUAUCUCAUGUGCUUAAUGAGAUUUAUGAGAAAUAUCAAGGAUGUGCAGACUUUUACAUGAUUCAAAUUCGUGAAGCACAUGCCAGUGAUGUUUGGCCUAUUGGUAAUAUUGUUGAUGUUAAAGAGCACCGUACAUUGGAAGAACGAUUAGCAGCUGCACGUGAAAUGGUUAAAGCUACUGAUCUGAAGAUUCCUGUGCUUGCUGAUACAAUGGAUAAUAAUUUUUUGAAGUUGUAUUCACCUUGGCCAUUCCGAUUUUUUGUAAUUGUAGAUGGUAUUUUGAAACUUGUUGGAAUGCCAAAAGAAGCACGAUAUGAUACAACAGAUCUAGUCAAUUGCUUGGACACUCUUAUUUAA